Parastagonospora nodorum SN15 is the source of this 993-nucleotide messenger RNA. RefSeq lists its product as hypothetical. The transcript has 2 exons. The record is from RefSeq and is a predicted model, not a curated record. NCBI's taxonomy places the organism in Eukaryota, Fungi, Ascomycota, Dothideomycetes, Pleosporales, Phaeosphaeriaceae. The coding region runs from base 1 to 993 and encodes 330 amino acids. Gene Ontology annotation, cellular component: oligosaccharyltransferase complex.
AUGAGGUGGCUACAGCUUCUCACAGCAUCGCUGCUGCCGUUUACAGCUCUUGCCGCCAAGAAGGCCUCGGGCGACCGCUUCAAAGACGCCCGCGCAAAGUCACUGUCGAGCGGCGCUCCAUUGAAACUUGACGACGCAAGCUAUGCACAAUUGACCAAGGCCCCGAGAGACUACUCGGUCGCCGUCCUCCUCACUGCGCUAGAGCAAAGGUUCGCAUGCCAGCUAUGUCGAGAAUUCCAGCCCGAGUGGGACAUUUUGGGCAAGAGUUGGACCAAGGGCGACAAGAAUGGCGAGGGAAGGCUAAUUUUCGGAACCCUUGACUUUGUGGAUGGAAAGAACACUUUCCAGUCGAUGAUGCUCCAAACCGCCCCCGUCCUCCUCUACUUCCACCCCACAACCGGGCCCAACGCAAAACCCGACUCCCAACCCGUCCGCUUCGACUUCACCGGCGGCCCGCAAUCCGCCGAGCAAAUCCACACCUGGAUCGCGCGCCAGGUCCCCGCCGACGCCCCCAAGCCCUCCAUCUCACGCCCCAUCAACUGGGUCAAGAUUGGUUCCGUGACCAUCUUAUCCCUCGGUUCCAUCACGCUGCUCGCAGUUGCGUGGCCGUACCUCACUCCGAUUCUGCAGAACCGCAACCUCUGGGCGGCGUUCAGCUUGAUUGCCGUGCUGCUGUUUACCAGUGGACACAUGUUCAACCACAUCAGGAAGACGCCGUAUGUGCAGGGCGAUGGCAAGGGCGGACUCAGCUACUUUGCGGGCGGCUUCAGUAACCAGAAUGGCCUCGAGUCGCAGAUUAUUGCGGCAAUCUACGGUGUGCUUGCCUUUGCGACUAUCUCGCUCGCGCUCAAGGUCCCUCGAAUUGCGGAUGCGCGCGCGCAGCAAGUCGCAGUGUUCGUCUGGAGCGGUGUCCUGCUGUGCAUGUACAGCUUCCUGCUCAGCGUCUUCCGGAUGAAGAACGGCGGAUACCAGUUCUGGCUGCCUCCUUUCUAG